CGUCACCUCUCUUUGGUCUUCCGAGUCAACCAUGGCGGCAUCCGUGGCAUCCCAGGCUGCAGCAAGAGGACUGAGGACAGCAACCUCAAAGCACAUACUUCUUGACAAACUUAAGUCCACCUGGUUGAGUCCAAGGAGAUGGCUGAAUCUACAAGAGUACCAGAGCAAAAAGCUGAUGCAAGAGAGUGGUGUGGCUGUCCAACGCUUCUAUGUGGCUGACACAGCUUCUGAGGCCCUGGAGGCUGCAAAGAGACUCAAUGCCAAAGAGAUCGUCCUGAAAGCUCAGAUUCUGGCUGGUGGCAGAGGCAAGGGUGUGUUCGACAGCGGCCUUAAAGGUGGAGUGCACCUAACUAAGGACCCUGCAGUAGUUGGCGAGCUGGCCAAUAAGAUGCUGGGUUUCAACCUGACUACCAAGCAGACACCUAAAGAUGGAGUGAAAGUGAAAACGGUGAUGGUUGCUGAGGCCCUGGACAUUACCAGGGAGACCUACUUUGCCAUUCUGAUGGACCGCUCUUGUAAUGGUCCUGUCAUGGUGGGAAGUCCUCAGGGAGGUAUGGAUAUUGAGGAGGUGGCAGCCAGCACCCCAGAACUCAUCUUCAAGGAAGCCAUAGAUAUAUUUGAAGGUGUGCGAGACGACCAGGCACUUCGCAUGGCAGCUAAUUUGGGUUUCAAAGGACCUCUGCAGAGACAGGCAGCAGAUCAGAUUAAGAGGCUCUAUGAUCUGUUCCUGAAAGUCGACGCCACUCAAGUCGAAGUCAAUCCUCUCGGAGAGACUCCCGAAGGACAAGUGGUUUGCUUCGAUGCUAAGAUCAACUUUGACGACAACGCCGAGUUCCGUCAGAAGGCCGUUUUUGACAUGGACGACAUGACUGAGAGUGACCCCACAGAGAUGGAGGCAGCCAAGUGGGACCUCAAAUAUAUCGGACUGGACGGAAACAUUGCCUGCUUUGUGAAUGGAGCUGGUUUGGCCAUGGCCACAUGUGACAUCAUUGACCUGCAUGGAGGAAAGCCAGCUAACUUCCUGGACCUUGGAGGAGGAGUCAAAGAGAGGCAGGUGUAUGAGGCCUUUAAGCUGCUCACUGCUGACCCCAAGGUUGAGGCCAUCCUGGUUAACAUCUUUGGGGGGAUCGUCAACUGUGCCAUCAUUGCCAACGGCAUCACCAAGGCCUGUCGAGAGCUGGAGCUGAAGGUGCCUCUGGUGGUCAGGCUUGAAGGGACUAACGUCCAUGAGGCUAAGAGGAUUCUGACCGAGAGCGGCCUGCCCAUCACAGCAGCAGACAACCUGGACGACGCCGCCAAGAAAGCAGUGGCUGCCAUCAGGAAAUAGGAAACUCCACCUCAUCUUUAAACAAUUCUCAGUGUAGCCCCACUACGCUCUGCCUGUGCAUCACCAAUACUCAUAACAGCCUCAGAUCAUCACUCAGAUCAUCAGCCUUUUCUCCAUCAUGCAGACAUUCAGGACUUCAAGCCUUUGAUCUAAUAGGCCUGUACUGUUUAACACAAUAGCUUACAACGAAUUUCGUUGCCAACUUCUCAUUUAUAUCACAGGCUUUGGGAUGGUGUAUGCCUUAUAGAGCCAUACAGUUCUCCUCCCUUUUAACAUCUUCAAUCAAUUUUCUCUCUAUUAAAUACAUAUUAAUUGGGAUAAAUCACACACAUUAUGAAAGUCAACAUAUUCAUAGAACAUAAUAACGUAAUAGUGACCUCUGUCAGUGAUUAGAUGGAGCCCUCACACUUUGUGCAUUCCAUUUUUCCAAGGCAGAACAUGUGGCUCUCUCUCUGCACAUUGUGGCAUUUGUAUGGAUCAUAGUCUGUAUGGAGUAUUCAUUAAGAGAGGCAUUUUCCAUCUUCACCUCAAGCCUUGGCUUACAAUACCUUAAAGGUGACUGAAAGACAGUCUGCUCACGAGUUUCAAUAUCAUUGUGACAUUUUAAUGGCGCUUAGUUAAAAUGAAAGGCAGCAAUACAGCCAGCGGUUAAUGUUGAAUCUGUUUUCUCGGUGACUUCAUUUUCCAAGUUUAAAUCCAUCCAUCCAACGCCUUAUCUGUGUCUCACAUGAAGUGAAGUACCCACUCUUAAUGGGCUGUGAAUUUUACAUCAUGUCUUACUUGUAAAGUGCUACUUCACUCUAUGAUGUACAGUGUGUAACGGCGUAAAUCUGUGCCUAUUUCAUGGAGGCUAAAGGGUUUGUAAACUAUCUUGCCAGCUCUCUCAGUCCUAGCAAUAGUUUCAUACAGAUCUGUUUAAAGAGAAAAAGAAAUCUUUUUGUAUAAUCAUGAAUGUAUAAUGACAGGAUGUCUUGGAUACAGUGUGAUAACUGUGUAUAUAAUUUCAGAGAUUAAAAAAACAUAUUUCAACACUA
Molecule: messenger RNA, 2361 nt
Organism: Thunnus maccoyii (southern bluefin tuna)
Lineage: Eukaryota; Metazoa; Chordata; Actinopteri; Scombriformes; Scombridae
Gene: suclg2
Product: succinate-CoA ligase GDP-forming subunit beta
Exons: 11
Coding region: 32-1327 (431 amino acids)
Biological process (GO): tricarboxylic acid cycle; succinyl-CoA metabolic process
Cellular component (GO): succinate-CoA ligase complex; mitochondrion
Molecular function (GO): ATP binding; metal ion binding; succinate-CoA ligase (GDP-forming) activity
Source: RefSeq, a predicted model, not a curated record